AUGGUCCACUUCGGCAGACACUGCGCCACACAGCGAGGCAUGGCUGAUCCCGCAGCGACGCCCAUGGCGCCCUCGUCGGCGAUGGCGCCCGCGCCCGGCGUUAACCCCAGCCCCGACGAGUCCGCGCGCGAGGAGCUCGCGCCCGCACCGGCCGCGCCCCCUCCCAUCCCCGAGACGCCCCCGCUCGAGCCCACCGCCGUCCAUCAGCCCCCGCCGCUCGCCCCCCAGGCAGCCCCACCCAGUGGACCCGAGUACGGCCUGGACGGCGAUCUCAACGCGGCGGGUCUCGGUGGCGACGAAAAGCCCCCCGCCCCCGCGUCCGACGCCGCGGCGAAGGUGCCCGGCCCCGCGGGGACCCAAGGCAGGGCGAAAGGCCUGUGGCGGAAGCUCAAGACGACGGUGAACAACAUGAGCUUCAUCAACCAGGUGGGUCGCAUGGCGGAGACCGCUCGGCCGUCCGCGCUCAAGGAGCUCGCCCUCAAGCCCGAGCACGGCUACGCCGUCGCGAUGCUCCCCACCGUCGACGAGGCGAGCGCCGGGUUGAAAGACCUCGGGGUGAGCGUAGAUUCCGGUUCCUUCGGCGGCGCCGCGGACGUCGAGGACGUGCUCUCCCCCGCGGUGGCGCUCACGUUCACCAAGGCGCUGGACGUCCCGGACGCCGGGAUGGACCGGCAGAUAUCGCACGUGCUCCUCCGCGCGUGUUUGUACGACAAGGGUACGCUCGUGGGCAACGUCGCGACGGUCAAGGGUUCGCCAGCCACCGACGCCAACGGGGUGCCCACGUGGCGGUUCGGGGACGACGACGACAAGGACAAGAACGACUUUCACCUCUUAGUUCGCACCUCCAGGAAGAAGCCGAGGCAGGCCACCGCCAACCUAGGUGGCGCGGGCGGUUCGUUCGACGUCCAGAUCCACGUCGAGCUCAACGUGGUGCCGGUGGCGACGGCGGAGGAUGACGCGGCGUGCUUCGAGACGGAUGAGAAAACCGGGCGACGGAGGCGGCUAAACCAGGUUGACGAGGUUUGCGUGGCGUGGGGACGGUGCCCGUGGCCGGAUCAGUUCGUCGGUGGGUCCACCAGCGUGGACGUGCAGCUGUCGGGGGCGAGCAUGGACGAGCCGGUGGCGCUGGAGCCUUCCAAGCUGGCGGCGAAGCGCGCGAGCUCCGUGUUUAGAAAGUUCACGGACAAGGGUAAACUCCUCGCCAAGGGUCCCACGCUGUCGGUGAAGAUCGCGGCGGCCAACUACAAGUACGCCGAUCUGGUGAACAAGCUCCCGAGGGACGUGUUGUGCCCCGCCGCGAUGGUGCCGGUGCUCGCGACGUUUCGGGAGAUGGCCGCGGUGGAAGCCGCCGCGUUGGGCCGCAGGGGCGUGUACCGAAACACGUGCAACCCCACUCUCCGUCUGCUACCGACGCUGGUGGCGGACGCGACUAUAUGUCACGAGCUGGUCAGGGCGUGGCGACGAACCACCGCGCGUUGGCCCCCCGCGCACCUCAAGGACCCGAGGAGACGGGGGGAGACGCUCGACGGCUUGGUGCUCAAGUUUUGGCCCCUGCUGCACUCGCACGCGGUGCCGGACCAACCCGUCGCGGGCAACGUCGCGGCGACGUCGCACAGGGAAGGGAUCGUCAGGGCGUUCGCGGAGGAUCACCCGGUGGUGGCGAUGUCCAGGAACCCGGACGAGUGGAUGCACAAGCCGUUCGACGUGGCGGAGCUGGCGCACAACUUCGGAGACCCACUCGAGGUGUACGUCGGGUGA
Micromonas commoda is the source of this 1758-nucleotide messenger RNA. RefSeq lists its product with no specific name. The transcript has a single exon. NCBI's taxonomy places the organism in Eukaryota, Viridiplantae, Chlorophyta, Mamiellophyceae, Mamiellales, Mamiellaceae. The coding region runs from base 1 to 1758 and encodes 585 amino acids. The record is from RefSeq and is a predicted model, not a curated record.